AUGGCACUGCAAAGCGCCCACAGUUCUGAGGAGCAAUUGGUGACAGCCAUUGCGAAUGACGAUGUGGAGGAGAUGUUGACAGUCAGCUGUGACCAGAGUGUGACGAAGAGCAUCGGAUCCAUGCUGCAUGUUGCUGCAAUGUACAGCUCCGUUGCUUGCGUAAAGCAUCUGGUGACAGACAUGGCUGAUGUGAACUUGCGCAACAAGGAUGGGUACAGUCCCAUUCACUUUGCAUCAGCCGACGGCGACGCAGAGGUAAUUCGUUCGCUGCUUGCGGCAAGGGCAGACUUGAACCUGACUACCCCCGACGCCCGGGCAAGACUGAUGAGAGGAGCCUUGGCCCUCGAUGCUUCUGGCGGUAGGAAUCCCCUCCACCUGGCGGCUGAAAAGGGCCGGCUGGCUGCAGCCGAGGUUCUCUUUGCGGCAUGUCCGGCACUGGCAGAUGCCAAAGACUUUGAUGGCGCACUUCCUCGAGACGUCGCUUUGCGUGAGGGCGCUUUCGCCGCGAAGCUGGCGCCCAACCGCAAGGCUAUCGCGGAACUGCUAAACCCUGCGGAGGAGAUUCCAGAGCUUGCUUGCUUGCGCGAGCAAGCAGACGUGGAUGCUAAGAAGCGGAGGCAUCGGUUGGACAAACAGGAGGCUAUAGCCAAAGCGGCGAAAGCUCGGCUGACAAGUAGGCCCCCUUCUGAUUAUGGCUAUCAGGCCAAGUGGCCAGACAUUUACAAGAUGCAGGUUCGCGAUGUCAUUCCAUGUCUGAACCACGAGCUCCUGGCAGCUUUGUCUCUCAAAUCGGAGCAGCGACACAGCAUCCUGAGAAACCUGUGCGAAGAAAUAGCUGAAGGCGUCUUCGCUUUCCAGAUGGUGCCAGAAGCAGACGUGAUGAGCUUAAGCACCAAGCUCCUGGAAGAGAUUGAUGGCGUGGAGGAGUGGGCAAAGCAAAGUGACUGGGAGCUGCGGCGUCCGAAUUCGAUGAAUCGCUAUGGGGUGGUCCUUGAGGAUCUCGGUCUGGGCGCCUUUGCUGCCGCUUUGGCGACUGGCCUGGCAUCCCCGCUUGCUGCCGCACUUUAUCCCGAACGGCGCUUCGGGGUCUUCAAUGACAUCCAUGCGUUCACUGUGCGCUACCGUGGUGGGGAGGAUCGCUUCCUUGAGACGCACGUGGACUCGAGUGAAGUGACCUUGAACAUCUGUCUCGGCGGCGAUUUUCGAGGAGGAGGAGUGUACUUCCACGGCCUGGACACUCAGGAGGGGCCGUCAGAUCCAAUGACUUCGCCACACCCUUCCGACUGCACGAGAUGCGCUGUCACGCACGAGCAUCGCGUGGGCACUGCCAUUAUCCACCUCGGAAACCACAUACAUGGUGCUCACAGCAUCGAGGACGGCAGCAGGACGAACUUGAUUCUUUGGUGCCGGUCGUCGCCAGCGAAGAAUGGAAGCGAGCCGCCUGAGCUUGACUGA
Messenger RNA from Symbiodinium sp. CCMP2592, 1455 nucleotides. The record is from the annotation of a GenBank genome assembly. Lineage: Eukaryota; Dinophyceae; Suessiales; Symbiodiniaceae.